GCGAGCGUCUUGGAGGCCGGACCGGGCGCGGAGUCACAGACACCAAGACACUUGGGAAGGCGCCAUGUCGGAGCAGCCGGGGGAUGGCCGUCAGACCGCGUGCAGCAGCAAGGCCUGCCGCCGCCUCUUCGGCCCGGUGGACAGUGAGGAGCUGCGCCGAGACUGCGACGCGCUAAUGGCCGGCUGCUUACAGGAGGCCCGUGAGCGAUGGAACUUCGACUUUGUCACUGAGACACCGCUGGAGGGUGACUUCGCCUGGGAGCGCGUGCGGGGCCUCGGCCUGCCCAAGCUCUACCUGCCCCGGGAUGACUUGGGAGGGGGCAAGCGGCCCACCACCUUGCCUGCUCUGCUGCAGGGGACAGCCCCGGAAGACCACGUGGACCUGUCACUGUCCUGCACCCUCGUGCCUCGCUCAGGGGAGCCGCCCGAGGGGUCCCCGGGUGGGCCGGGAACCUCUCAGGGCCGAAAACGGCGGCAGACCAGCAUGACAGAUUUCUACCACUCCAAACGCCGGCUGAUCUUCUCCAAGAGGAAGCCCUGACGCGCCGUCCGAGGCUGGCGCUCCGGAGAUACGGGCGAUCGAAGGCUCCUUCCACAUUUUCUGCCUUAGACUGUGCGUCUUAAUUAUUAUUUGUGUUUUAAUUUAAACUGCUCCUGUGUACAUACCCCGCCUGCCCUCUCCGCCCCCCCCCCAGCCUCUGGCAUUAGAACUAUUUAAAACAAAACUAGGCAGUAGGAUGAUAGGCUCAUUGGAGCACUGGGUAUUUUUAUUAUAUGAAAUGUUAUUUAAAGCUCAUCUCCUUUCUCCGGGGGUGAGGCGGGGCUGCUUCAUGCCAGCCCUCCUCCUCCACCCUCCCGCUGCUCUCUGGAGGGGCCUGGCUCCCUCCUCUCUGUCUCGUGGGCGUUACGGAACUCCGCCCUUUCCUGGACUCUCAGACCUGAAUUCCUUCUAAUUUGAGAAGUAAAAAGACAGCACUUUGAAGGGGGCCCAGCUGAGUGGGGGCAUCGUCAGAAACGUUGCAGCCCCCGCACCUCGUCUGAGGCUGGGCAGGGGGCCCUUGACGUGGCACAGCCAAGCACAGGGCUGGGGACCUGGCACCCUCCUGGCUCUUGAUGCCCUGCUCUGUCUGUCCUGUGGAGGAGGGGAAGGUGGGGUCCUGGAGCAAGCCACCCCCUCCCCGCAGGCCCCUGUGUUGGGUCUUCCUGUGUUCUUCCGGGGCCCAGCCGCCCUCUCUCCCAGCUGGGCUCUCCAGUCCCCUCUGCUGCUCUCCCGUCCCCAUGUCCUUAUCCCCCAGUACCCUCGCAGCCCUGGCUAGCAGCUCUGGGGUGCCUGUCCCCCCAACUCAAUGGACUAAAAGGGGAAGGGACACGUAGAAGAAGGGCUCCUUAGUUCUACCUCAGGCAGCUCGAGCAGCAACCACCGCCUCCUCUUUUAGCUGUGGGCUUGGGGGUCCUGGGUGGCGGCACAGGCCUCCUGAGUGGGGGUCUCUCCAUGUUUGGGCUGUGUGGCGAGGGGAAUGGAUCUUUCUAGGAGGGAGACACCAGCUCCUGGAAGUUGUCCAGUGACCUUCCCCACCUGCCGCAUCCCUCCCCAUUUCAUUGCACUUUGAGAAGCAGCUGAACAAGGAGUCAGAAGGUUCUUAAUGGCGGGAGUAGAGGCUGUGGACAGGGCACGCUGAGGGGGCUAACGUGGGGCUGGGAGUGGCGAACGCUGAACACUGAGCCCUGGAGGUGCCGAAGCACCUGGUGGGUCUGACCCCAGAUACCUCCAGCUCCUGUACCAUCUGGCCUGGACUGUUUCUCUUGGUUCCCAUGUGUCCCGGUCCCCCUGUCUCUCCACCUAGACUGUAAACCUCUUAAGGGUGGGGACCCUGCCCUGUACUGCCCUGUGUCCUUCACGGCCCCUGCCACAGUGCUGAGUAUACAGCAGGUG
Propithecus coquereli (Coquerel's sifaka) is the source of this 1933-nucleotide messenger RNA. RefSeq names its product cyclin-dependent kinase inhibitor 1A (p21, Cip1) (gene CDKN1A). The record is from RefSeq and is a predicted model, not a curated record. Gene Ontology annotation, cellular component: nucleus. Gene Ontology annotation, molecular function: cyclin-dependent protein serine/threonine kinase inhibitor activity. NCBI's taxonomy places the organism in Eukaryota, Metazoa, Chordata, Mammalia, Primates, Indriidae. The transcript has 3 exons. Bases 65 to 541 code for a protein of 158 amino acids. Gene Ontology annotation, biological process: regulation of mitotic cell cycle; signal transduction by p53 class mediator.